This is a messenger RNA of Lodderomyces pseudojiufengensis, 1956 nucleotides long. RefSeq lists its product as uncharacterized. Gene Ontology annotation, cellular component: cytoplasmic vesicle; AP-2 adaptor complex. Gene Ontology annotation, biological process: clathrin-dependent endocytosis. The transcript has a single exon. The record is from RefSeq and is a predicted model, not a curated record. The coding region runs from base 1 to 1956 and encodes 651 amino acids. NCBI's taxonomy places the organism in Eukaryota, Fungi, Ascomycota, Pichiomycetes, Serinales, Debaryomycetaceae. Gene Ontology annotation, molecular function: clathrin-cargo adaptor activity.
AUGGUAUCAGCUUUAUAUGUUUUACAUAUUCCAAUAAACAAUGAUUAUGUCAUAUCAGAUUCAUCAAAUUUUCAAUGUUUAAUAAGUAGAAGAUUUCAUGAAGAUCAUAUACCCGAGGAUCUAAUCAUAUUGAAUAUAUUUUAUAAAAAAAUCAUAAAGUCAUUAAAAGAAGAUCUUGCACCAGUUUUAUUUAUUGAUAAUUUAUCAUAUAUUUACAUCAGAUGCGAUAAUGAUAUUUGGAUCUUGGCAACGACUAAUAAAAAUGAAAAUGUAAUGCUGGUCAUUAUGUUUUUAAGGAAUUUUCAACUAAUACUACAACAUUAUUUAUGUAAAAAUAAAGCUAAACAUCAUUCUCAACAAAGCCUAACAAGGGAAGUAUUGUUAGACAAUUCAGUAUUGAUAUCGGAAUUAAUUGAUGAAUGUUUAGAUUUUGGGGUUCUUCAAAUAACAGAUUACAAAUUACUAGAGGAAUAUAUAAAAGUUGAACCAAAUUUACCAAAGAUCGAUCAAGGUGAAGAAUCUGAAAGUGAAGAUUCUAAUUAUAGUAGUGAAGAUGAAAACAUAAAAUCAAAUGGGAAGAGCAAAAAUAAAAAUAAAAAAGAUCAGAACAAAAAGGAUAUAAAGUCUACUCACAAUCAAGCUGUUAAAACGGACGUUCUAGAAAAACAACCGAAUGUGAUUAAUAGUUCAAUUCUACGUACUUAUUCAUCAGCUAUAAAUUGGAGACCAAAAGGUAUAUUUUAUGCCAAAAAUGAGAUUUUCAUAGAUAUCAUUGAAGACUGUGAAUUUAUAUAUGAUAUACAGACUUCGACAAUAAAGAGAAAUGAAAUAUAUGGAACUUGUAUUGUGAAGUCUUUUUUGUCAGGUAUACCAAUAUGCAGAGUUGGGUUCAAUGAAAAUUACAUGUCAUCAAUUGGAAAUGAUGACGAAGCAGUUAUUGAAGCUACAAGACAUGAUGAGGAAGAAGAAUUACCUGAAAAUCAGAUUGGUGAUGAUAAUACUUUGAUUGAUGAAGACGAAAUGGAUGAUGUUGCACUGCAAUCUUCACUGCAAGUUUCAUUACUUUCAAAUAAAUCACAACCACGUCAUAAAAUACCCAUAAGAAAUAUACAAUUUCAUCAAUGUAUUGAAUUAUCUAAGAUAUAUCGAGAAAACAUUGUCACAUUCAUACCACCUGAUGAUAAAUUUGUUUUAAUGACAUAUCAUGUUGAACAACAUAAAAAUAAAAAAAAGUUACCUUUAAUUUUGAUUAAACCAAUUUUUAAAAUUGACAAGAUCAAUGAGAAGUUACAAGUCAUGUGUACAUUAACUACAAAUUUCCCCAGAAGAAGACAUUGUAGAAGUUUAUUAAUCAGAAUUCCAUUAAAUCCUUUUUAUUUUGAUGUCAAUCUUUCUGAUACAGAUUUGAAAUAUAAAACAGAAAAUGGUGAAGUUUCUUUUAAAUUUGAUAGUAUGGAAAUAAUUUGGAAAAUUGAAAGUAUUGAUGGUAAAAAAUCAGUUAGAAUGAUGUGUGAAUUAUCUUUAUUAAAUUCUAAAUAUAUAAAAUUGCAAAAUAUAUCAGAUUUUAUAUUUAGAAAAGUGGAUAAAGAAAAUUUGACAAAGAUUAAUGAUGAAAAUUCAGAUAUUGAUGCAAUGAAUGAAUUAGAUGAUUUUUAUGGAGUUAAUGGUAAUGAUAGAUCAACUUCAAAUAAACAAAUGUUACAAAAAAUUAAACAUAAAUUUACAAGUGAUGAUAUUAUUGUGACAUUUAAAAUUCCCAUGUUUACAUAUUCUGGAUUGAAGUUAUCUUAUCUAUCUGUUAAAGAAGAACAACUAGAAUAUUCAUGUUUUCCAUGGAUUAGAUAUUUGACUAAAAGCUCGGAUAAGAUUGGUGAAAUAAAUGAUAAUGAAGUUAUAAAUGGCUCAAAUUGUAUGUAUAGAUUUAAAUUAGGGGUAGAUUGUUUUAUUAUUGAGUAA